Gracilinanus agilis (Agile Gracile Mouse Opossum) is the source of this 1133-nucleotide messenger RNA. It is a transcript of the gene CENATAC, whose product is annotated as centrosomal AT-AC splicing factor. Bases 85 to 1050 code for a protein of 321 amino acids. The record is from RefSeq and is a predicted model, not a curated record. NCBI's taxonomy places the organism in Eukaryota, Metazoa, Chordata, Mammalia, Didelphimorphia, Didelphidae. The transcript is spliced from 11 exons.
GGAGGUCGCGGGGUAGAGUGGCCUCGGAGCCGGCGAAGCUGGGUGAGGUUGUGAGGCUUCGGGUGGACCCGGUCCCGGAGUGCCAUGGCUCCGGCCCUGCGCUGUCCUCUGUGCCGCCAGAGCUUCUUUUCGGGCCGCGGACACGUCUACAGCCGGAAACACCAGCGACAGCUGAAGACGGCCCUGGAGCGACUGCUGCCCCAGGCGGAAGCUGCUCGAAAAGCAAUUCGGGCUGCCCAAGUGGAGCGCUAUUCUCCUGAGCAUGACCAGUGCUGCUGGUGUCUGUGCUGUGGUUGUGAGGUUCAGAAACAUCUAAGCCAUGGAAACAUGACUGUGCUACAUGGAGGUCUGCUAGAACAUCUGGCCAGUCCAGACCACAGGAAAGCAACCAAUAAAUUUUGGUGGGAGAACAAGGCAGAUGUUUUGCUAAAAGAAAAGUUCCUAGUCUCACAGCAUGAUUAUACCCGAUUCAAGAAAUCCAUGGUAAAGGCCCUGGACUCCUAUGAGGAAAAAGAGGAUGAAAUGAUUAAAAAGAUGGCAGCCCAGAUUCGAGAGGUGGAACGCAGCCGGCAGGAGGUGGUACAGUCCGUCUUAGAGCCUCAGACGGUGCCAGACCCAGAAGAGGGCUGUUCGGCGCCUUCUGUCUGGAAAGAAACAAGCAGGAUAACCUCUAGCUCACAACAGCUCUCCUUGGACCCUCAAACUACUCCAGAACUCAACUGGAUGGAGCCCACACAGUCUCUGACUUUCAUUGGACAUCAGGAUACACCUGGAGUUGGCAAUGUUCAUUCAGGGGCUACCCCUCCCUGGCUGCUGCAGGAUGAUGAAGACUGCAAUAGCUCAGCACACCAGAUUGGGCCUUCCUAUGAAGAUUUCCUCAAAGAACAAGAGAAACAGAAAUUGAGAAAGCUGCCCCCAGACCGGGUAGGGGCCAAUUUUGACCACUGCUCUAGUACAGGUGCAGGCUGGCUGCCUUCCUUUGGCAGAGUUUGGAACAAUGGGCGCCGAUGGCAAUCUCGGCAUCAAUUUAAAGCAGAAGCAAAGCAGUAGCUGACCAUCAAGUAAACAUGUGGAGUGUGUAAACUUCCCCAGCGAUUUAGCAAUGUUGUAAAUAAAAUUUGUGCUUUUUCUAA